Xenia sp. Carnegie-2017 is the source of this 2191-nucleotide messenger RNA. RefSeq lists its product as uncharacterized. NCBI's taxonomy places the organism in Eukaryota, Metazoa, Cnidaria, Anthozoa, Malacalcyonacea, Xeniidae. The record is from RefSeq and is a predicted model, not a curated record. The coding region runs from base 182 to 2191 and encodes 669 amino acids. Gene Ontology annotation, molecular function: protein binding. The transcript has 3 exons.
UUAAGUUGAUGAGAUUAAUUGUUGAUGUUGGUGGAGAAGCUUUAAGAAUAACAUUGAGGAAACAACUGUCAGCGAUGAUCGCAAUUUAGAGGAUAUUAAAUUAUUGAUUGAAGAAAGAAUAGGCUCUACUGACAGCCUUCCUGAUGUUAAAAAUAUUUUGGUAGAAAAAGCUGACGGACUUAUGUUGCUUGCAUCACUUCUUAGCAGUGAAGUCAAAAAUCAGGAUUUGUUGAAUGCGUCCAUACCAAAAGAUCUCAAUGAAUAUUACGAAACUUGCUUAGCAAGAUUAAGUAAGGAAUUAGAUUCGUUUGAUAUCAGUAACGAAAAGUUUCAGUCAAUUUUAAAUGCUCUGGCUGUUGCUAAAGAACCUCUUCCUUGGAAAAUGAUCGAUGACGUUCUUUGUUUGAAUUCGAAUCGCGACUCACUUGCGGUUAGAAAAAUUAUCUCUUGUCUGUUUGUUACCAAUGGAGAAGGAUGUGUUUCGUUUUUUCACAAAUCCUUAAAUGAUUGGUUGUUGGAUGAUCGAGAACAUGAUUACUCAGUAAAAACUUCUUGUGGUCAUCGACUUGUUUUAGAAUUUUGUUUAAAAUCUUUGGAUAACCUCAAAGCUGAAGGUGUAAACUAUGAGGUCAUCAAACAUGCGUCAGUGAGAUAUUCUGUCAAGUAUUGGUUGCUUCAUUUACUUAAUAUUUCUGAUAAUGAUUAUAUGGUUAAAAAUGUUGGUAAAUAUCUUGUUGACUUAGAAAUUUUAGUUGCUUCUAUUUUAGUUGACUCUCGUCGGACUUUUGAAAAUUUUAAAUUAUUCAACGCACAUGAUGUGUACUUUUAUAUUUCUGAGGACAUUCGAUUGUUAUUUAAUGAAGUUUAUUCUGCAAUUGCGUACUCUAAGUACUCUUUUCUCUAUGAAAGUAAAGUAUUGUUUUUGCAAUGCGUUGCCAACGAAGUCAAAGAUCUGUCGUCUCAAGCUACCACAAUGCUUCAAACACGUUUCAAAGAUUCACCAUAUCUGGAGUACAGAGACACGGGUUUUUUUAAGGCUCGAUUAUUACGUUUAGAACAAAAUUUGAUCUCAGUUGAUGUUUCACGAAAUCAUGAUUACGUCGUCUGUGGUUAUGAAGGAUUCAUCGUGCAACUUUUUUCAUUGAGGACAAACAGAUGUUUAUGGAUAAAAAAUAUUGCUGGUCAGUUUAAGCAAUAUGAAGAGAAAAACUUUUGCGUUGUCUUUAAUCCAUUCAUUGAUUUCAUUUCUGCUUCCCAGCUUGAUAAGAUACUAGACAUUAAUGGUAAAAUUUCCUGCAGUCCGUUCUAUUGUGAUGAUUCUACUUCUAAGUUCUUUACCAACAAAUGUUUUUCUAAGGAUAAGUACACAAUGGUCACUAGUUACAAAGAUACUUUGACAGUAUGGGACGUUGAGAAAGGUGAGAAGAAACGCAGUAUUAGAUGUCAUAAUGUGACCUCACUGUGUUUUUCUAAUUCUGGAAGAUAUUUGUGUGUUAUUGAUGAAAGAAAAGUGGCUCAAAUAUUUGAUGUAGCGAAUAAUUAUGAAACAAUCGUUUACGACGAUCAUUUACCUUGUGCAAGGUAUAUUGAUUCUUAUAUUUUGUUCACUGUUGGUCUUCAUUCUUGGUGUUGUCGCCAUCCUUGUUUAACGAAUGAACAUUUCAUUCUAAAUCCCACUGGUGAGAAACUUCCUGACUUAAAACCUUUUGCCCUAACUUCGUUUUUUCCUCUUGAUCCUUUUGAUGACAACAGAUCUAGCUUUUUCUUUUAUGGAGAAAAAACGUAUUACUUUAUUUUGAAUGACGACAAUGUUCUUUUGUUUGAUUACAAAGAUGAGUUUUAUCUUUAUUCAAUACCGCGUGCAUGUUUAACUAACAGUUACAGUUUUUUUAACGAGAAAUUUUGCUCAAAUGGAAAAUUUCUGUAUCGGAGCAAUGAAGAAAAUUCCAGGGUAAUUAUAUACAAUCUCAGCACAUUUGACUUUGAUGUCAAGGAAUGUUUUAUUAGUGACAUGGUUGCUGUAGAAAAUGGAGUUAUUUUGCUUACGGCAAAAAAUAUUCCUGAGCUUUGGAAUAAUGAAUUGACAAAACUUGUUUAUAGUUUCGAUGAACUAAAAGGUACAAACAAAGUUUUUGAGAGACCGCAGUGUGCGAUAAUAUCAACAUUGAGAGAGAUCAUGUAUAAAAGCUGA